This is a messenger RNA of Lodderomyces parapsilosis, 1269 nucleotides long. RefSeq lists its product as uncharacterized. The coding region runs from base 1 to 1269 and encodes 422 amino acids. NCBI's taxonomy places the organism in Eukaryota, Fungi, Ascomycota, Pichiomycetes, Serinales, Debaryomycetaceae. The record is from RefSeq and is a predicted model, not a curated record. The transcript has a single exon. Gene Ontology annotation, molecular function: calcium ion binding.
AUGAACGAUUUACCACAAAUGCCGACCCCACAGCAGGCGUCGUAUCAGCAACAUCAGCAACAAUAUAACAAUAGAAAACACGCACAACAAGCCAUACAUUCAAACUCAAGUAGUUCAAAAGUCAACUAUAGGCCACCGCAACAAUCGAGAACUGCAAGCUCGCAUUCAAAUGCGUCUUACCAAUCACAACAGUAUUAUCAACAACCCCCUCCAAACGAUUACUAUCGUCAACAACAACAGCAACAGCCAUCACAUAAUGCAGGGUUUGCUCCACAACCAGUGUAUCAGCAACCACCAGUGUAUCAAAUGCCGCCCCCGCCACAGUCGCAACAUCAGCCACAGCAGGUUCCGCAACAGUACGGCCUGCCUCAACCUGUUUAUCAGAACCACUCACAACAAUAUCAAAAUGCACCACUACCACCACAACCACAACCACCACAACCACAACAACCGCAGCCAACGCAGCAACAACUCCAUCAUAAUUAUCAAUCGCCGCCAAUGGGUAAUCAUGCUCCUCAUCAACAAUACCAACAACCACCCAAUCAGUACGACUCGUAUCAAGCUAAUGGUAGUAGUAGUGGUGGUGGUAGUGUUGGUGGUGGAUCAGUUGGCAAAAAACCGCCACCUGUGACAUCACUGCCUCCACGUCAACAAAGACCAGUAAACAAAUCAAAAGAGUCACUCCACGAAAAACCAUUAUCUUCAAAGCAGAAAUUGGAGCUUGAGUUGAGGAGCGUUUUUGAGAAAGUCGAUGUCAACAAAUCGGGUAGGAUUUCAGCCAAAGAAUUGUCGUAUGCCUUAUUGAAUUUCGACCACACUAGGUUUCAAGAUUCAACCAUCAAGUUGAUGAUGAGUUUAUUUACAAACAAAGGUGAUGCAUCAUCAUCAUCAUCAUCAGCAUCAUACAGUUCUAACAAGUCACUAAAUUUCGAUCAAUUUGUAUCAUUAUGGAAAUACUUGUCAGCAUAUAAGAAAUUGUUCAUACAAGCAGAUGCUGAUAAAUCAGGCGAUGUUUCAUUUGGUGAAUUUCAAAAAAUUCUUGAGCAGAUUGGUUACAAGUUGGAUAUUGAUUUAGUACUACAUUUGUUUUCCAAAUAUAGUUUGAAGGAUAGUGGAGAAAUUGGUCGUUUAAAGUUUGAUUCUUUUAUAGAAUUGUUGGUUUAUUUGAGGAAAUUGACUGAUAUAUUCAAGAAAUAUGAUAAGGACUUAUCAGGAACGGCAACAAUUGGAUUUUCUGACUUUUUAUUUGAAGUAAGUAACAUGUCAUAA